Messenger RNA from Limulus polyphemus (Atlantic horseshoe crab), 1946 nucleotides. RefSeq names its product protein MON2 homolog. The transcript is spliced from 14 exons. The record is from RefSeq and is a predicted model, not a curated record. The coding region runs from base 9 to 1916 and encodes 635 amino acids. NCBI's taxonomy places the organism in Eukaryota, Metazoa, Arthropoda, Merostomata, Xiphosura, Limulidae.
AUGCACAUAUGGGCAGUCAGGAGUAUAGCUCCUCAACUCCUUCUGCUGGACAUCCAUCUUUGGGUAUGUACUUGGGUGGUUCCGAUCCUCAUGAGAUUAGACAGCAGGUUGUUGCUGUGGGAACACCUCUUCCAACAGCAUCUCUACCUAUUGGUGCUCAGCAAGGACCUGUAAUGUUGACAGCAAAAAACUUGCAGUGUAUGAGAUCAAUUUUAAGCUUGGCCCAUUGUCAUGGGUCAAUACUGGGGACAGCAUGGCAUUUGGUUCUCACCACAUUACAGCACUUGGUUUGGAUCCUUGGUUUGAAACCAUCAACUGGGGGAAGUUUAAAAGCAGGCCGUACUACAGAGACUCCUAAUGCUGUUAUUACAACAGCUGUCAUGGCAGACUUGCCUGUGCUAUCUGCUAUGCUUUCCCGUCUCUUUGAAAGCUCACAUUACGUUCCUUUGGCAGACACUUUGUCUCACGUCUUGCACUCUACCCAAUACCUUGAUGAUGUAGCCUUACAUCACUUGAUUGAUGCCCUCUGUAAACUGUCCACAGAGUCCAUGGAUCUUGCAUAUAAUAAUAGAGAACCAUCUUUGUUUGCUGUUGCAAAGCUUCUUGAAACUGGUUUAGUUAACCUUGCUCGUGUUGAAGUAUUGUGGAGACCUUUAACAAAUCACCUGCUGGAGGUUUGUCAGCAUCCACAUGUACGGAUGAGAGAAUGGGGAGCAGAAGCAGUCACCUACUUAGUGAAAGUGGCUUUGAGCUACAGGUAUGAGCCACCUCUAAAAGAGAGAAAGAAAUUGCAAGUGAUGCUUCUUUCUCCACUUCAAGAACUUUCAUCCAUUCCUCACCCUGACAUUAGACAAAAACAGAUUGAUUGUACUCAACAGGUACUACACAGUAAUGGAGAAUCCCUCUCUCAUGGCUGGCCCCAAAUAUUGGAUAUCAUAGGAGCUAUUUCUGAAGCUCAAGGAGAGUCACUGAUUCGCUCAGCUUUCCAGUGCCUUCAACUUGUUGUAGCUGACUUCCUCCCCAUCAUGCCCUGUACUUGCCUUCAGCUCUGUGCAGAUACAGCUGCAAAGUUUGGUUCACAGAAUCAAGAGCUCAAUGUUUCUUUAACAGCUGUGGGGUUGUUAUGGAAUAUUGCAGAUUACUUAUACCAGAACCAGCACAAGAUUAGGGAAGGUUUGGAGGUGACUAGUAAUGACACUAACUUACCAGCUUUUGAUGAAUUGUGGAUGGUUUUGUUUUCUCGUCUUGGUGAUCUCUGUGUAGACUCUAGGUCUGCUGUUAGAAAAAGUGCUGGGCAGACACUCUUCUCCACCAUUGGAGCUCAUAGUUCAUUAUUACAACAGAUGACAUGGCAAAGUGUCUUGUGGCAGGUUUUGUUCCCUUUGUUGGACCGAGUUAGAAAUCUGUCAGGUUCUGCUUCUUCUGACAAAAUUAGUGAUAUGGGAGGAAAUAUAUUAAUUCAUCACUCCAGGAAUACGGCACAGAAACAGUGGGCUGAAACGCAGGUGCUAACACUAUCUGGAGUAGCCAGGGUCUUUCACUCAAAGCGAAAUGCUCUACAGAAACUGGGAGAUUUUCCACGAGCCUGGGCCUUGCUUUUUGAAUUCAUAGAAGGAGCUGCUAGAAGUAAAAACAAUGAGGUUUCGCUUUCUGGUUUGAAAAGCUUUCAAGAAAUUCUAAAUUCUAAUGAGAAUAUAGCAGAAAAGAGUGAUUUCAGCCAGUCUGCCUUAUGGUCAACAGCUUGGAAAGUAUGGUACAACAUUGGAAUUGAUAGUACAAAACCUCCACCUGAUCACUUAGUUGAGGAAGCCUCUGCAAAGAAUGACCUUUCUAUUUUCUACAUUCCUUCUCAGCCUUUUUUAACAGCUCUGGUCCAGAUUUUUCCUCUUCUCUUUAAUCACAUCAAACCUCGGUGAGUAAGAGAAAGAUCAUUAAUUCUAAAACCA